AAAUAAUGCACGAGUGCAUCGCUGCAAGGCUAAAAGCUUCGGGACAUUUUCCGCGAUCCCGACUGUCGCAAUAACACGCCGAGGAUAUCCCCCUGUCCCAAUUCCCAGCCACCCCCGCAACAGCCAGAGAAGCUGAAAAACUCGAGUAAAAGAGUCGUCCGAUCAAAGCCAAGCACCAGGAUAGUCAUCCCCUAAUCUAGAUAUCAAUAAUAUCGCGCAAGACAAGCUCAUUAGGUAUAACGAGAGAUGCUGGGAGGCAUCGUUCGCAAACGUCAGGGCUGUUAGCUAUUCCUGUACAAGCCUUACCUGGACUGGCUCCUGGACGAUCAUCUUGGCUGGAUCGCGAGCUCGCGCAACCGACGAUCAAGGCUACGACUCCGGUGCAGGAGGAUUCAACUCUCGAGCUCGCACGACUGCCUUUUAUCGCGGACGUUUCUCUCUCAAGAGUCCAUCUUGGCUCCGCCGAUAGCUAUACGCUACACUACUCGAUUCGACGGUGAAAACUGUCUCUGUCUUUCUUCUGCAGACUCGUCGCGGUCGUCGCGGUCGUCCUCGCGUUGCAGGGCUGCCAACUGCCGACUCGCAUCGAACUUUAGUGCGCAUAUAUACGCCGUCGAGUUUUUGCGGAUUUAUCAACAAAUUAAAUGGCUGCUAAUGAAAUAAAGCAGUCGCUUAGAAAAUUGGACUUUCCGUACUGUGUUAGGGAAGCGCUAUGUCGAAUAGAAAUGUUGUGUGGAAGGCCUGGGAAGCAGAUGGAUCUACAGAUGGACUUGAUGUCCGAAUUUGUGUUUGGGGAAAUUGAGAGGAGAAAAAAACGAAAUCUACCCGUGGCCAUUCACGAAUUACAGCUGAUCGAGAUUUUUAGUGACUUCUUUGAAAGUCCUGGUGGAAGUCCUGCCGUCAGAAAUGCAGUCUUCCUUUCUCUCUAUCCAGCAGAGACUCCAAGACACAAGAUUUUGGGAAAUCUGGUUUCGUUGUCUAUAGCAACUCAAAACAAGGCUGUUUUAAAUGCUGCUGGUAUCUGGAUGCAACAAUUGGGCUCGACCUCUCCACAAAGCGUUGGACUAGCUAGGCAUAUACUAAAUGACUAUUUCGUUCUUAUUCCCAACUCGGUUGAUAGGCUUAAGCAGCUUCCAAACCUUGUGCCACACUUCACAGCCAACUUGUUGACAGCUAUUGGAGAGGUUUACAAGGACAAGAACCCUCCGACAGAGUUAUUAAAGUUGAUUGGUGACUGGAUUAAUGAUAAUCCUAGCUUAUUGUUGACAUCCUUGAUGGAUAAUCCUGCGCUACCCACAGGAGGUAUUCCCAUGACCCCUAUUACACCAAUAGCAGGACUAUUUAGGUGGUCCAUCUUGAGUCCAUUGAGGAAUCCAUCAGAGAUUACAGAUCAGGAAGAGCAGCAAAAAUGUUAUUCAAAAAUUCAGCAACUUUUGAUGGACUCUGUUUUACGACUAAAAAAUAAUGAAAGUAAUAAACAUGCUAUAUCUGCGCAACAUCUAGCAGCUACAACAAGAGCACUCAGUGCAAUUCUACAAUCAAAUUCAGAAUUAGACAGUAGUUUAAAGGAUCUUGCUAUGGAGAGACUUGCCCAGUCUGUUAGUGCAGCAAUGUCAGCAAAUUGUAUAUAUGGAAAUAAGCAGGAACUGCUCGCAUUGUUGCAACCACUAGCAUAUCAACACUUUUUAAUAGAAUGGACUUUACAGACUUACACGUCCAAAGCUGCUUAAAAAUAAAUUUAUUUACAAUUGGUAAAUAUGAUUGUGUACAAAAAAGCAAUCAUUUAUACAUGAAUUUGUUAAACAUACAAAUUUUUAUUGAUUAGCCUAGUAUAUUUUAUUUUUAUAAAUAUUUUAAAAUGGUUUAAAUUUUCGUUUUGAUUUGAUUUGUUCCAACUUUUUCUUAUCAAGUUCAAAUUUCUUUCGUAAAUCUGCCAAAUCUGAAAUAAAAGAGAAGAUUUUAAAAAUGUUACCAUAAUAA
Nasonia vitripennis (jewel wasp) is the source of this 1980-nucleotide messenger RNA. RefSeq lists its product as uncharacterized. Lineage: Eukaryota; Metazoa; Arthropoda; Insecta; Hymenoptera; Pteromalidae. The coding region runs from base 645 to 1730 and encodes 361 amino acids. The record is from RefSeq and is a predicted model, not a curated record. The transcript is spliced from 5 exons.